CACAUGUGUGUAUAACAUAACCUUAAAAAAUGUUAAUACAUACAUACCAAAGAAUAUAGAUAAGCGUCUAUAUUCUUUGUACAUACAUAAUUUUUUACUAUUUGUUUAUUUCUGUAUAGAAAAUGAUCUUUAAGUUUUAUUGAAAUGUCUGGAAGUAAAGUGUUUUUACCUAGUCGAGGUUUAGGAUAUGUCAGUAACCACAUACCUUUACAAGUGAGGUAUAUUAAAAGUAGACAAGAAAAUCUAAUAAUAACAUGUGUUGGAAAAUCAUUCCAUACCUAUGGAAUAUCCCAUUUUGGUCUACUGAGUGUAAGUGGUUUGCAUCACAAUGAUAUAAGCUGUAUGACUGCAGACGCGUAUCAUGUAUAUACAGCUGUAGACAAUGUUAUAUAUGCAUGGAGAAGAGGUACAGAACUAAAACACACAUAUAAGGGCCACAAGAAAAAAGUGCGCCUAAUGAUACCUUUCGGUGCUCAUUUAAUAUCUGUGGAUGAGUCUAAUAAUGUAAAAAUAUGGGAUAUUAAAGCUGAAACUGUAUAUUUAGAACUUUUGUUUAGUUUAGAAAGUUUUAAUAUCAGUGCAAUUCUUCAUCCCAGUACAUAUAUCAAUAAAAUAUUGCUAGCUAGUGAUACAGGCGGGAUGCAGUUAUGGAAUAUCAAUAAUGCAAAAAUAAUAUAUACAUUUAGUAGCUGGAAAGCUGGUGUAAGUUGUCUUGCCCAAGCACCUGCAAUUGAUGUUGUGGCAGUAGGUUUGGUAAAUGGUAGAAUAAUUCUUCAUAAUUUAAAAUAUGAUGAAAAUAUUAUGGAAUUCACCCAAGACUGGGGCACAGUUACUUCAAUAUCAUUCAGGACAGAUGGCAAUCCUAUCAUGGCCACUGGAAGUACAUGUGGACAUAUUGUAUUUUGGGAUUUAGAAGAAAGAAAAGUGUCUACUCAGCUACUAGCUGCUCAUGAUGGAGCUGUCACAGGAAUGGUGUGUCUUUCCAAUGAACCCUUAGUUAUUACUUCCUCUCCAGAUAAUACACUGAAGCUGUGGAUUUUUGAUAUGACUGAUGGUGGAGCAAGAUUACUCAGAAUCAGAGAAGGUCAUUCAUCUGCACCAUCUCUCAUUAGAUUCCAUGGUGCUAAUGGUCACAACAUUUUGAGCUGUGCCGGAGAUUCAACUUUGAGAAUAUUCAAUACCCAAACUGAGCAGUUCAACAAAAGUCUAGGUAAGGCUUCCUACAAUAGAAAAAUUAGCAAGAAACGAGGAAGAGCUGUAGAAGAUCCCUUAAAAAUGCCUCCGAUAAUUCAGUUCACUUCUGAGACUACAAGAGAAAAAGAAUGGGAUAAUAUUGCAGCUAUACAUUCGAAUAUUGCCUUGGUGACCACUUGGUCCUAUGAUAAAAUUAGAAUGGGCCAACUGAAACUAUUACCAGAACGGUUUCAGAAAAAGAAUAAAGAUGUCAAUCUAGAAGUGGCAGCAAGUUCCUUGUGUUUGUCACAUUGUGGGAAUUUCGUCAUUGUUGGUUACAGCACAGGACAUGUAGAUAGAUUUAAUAUGCAAUCAGGAAUUUGGAGGGACUCAUAUGGAAAUCCUAAAGCACACAAAUACCCAGUCCGUGGAAUUUCAAGUGAUACACUCAAUCAAUUUGUUGUGACAGGAGGGGGAAACGAAAUCAAGUUUUGGAGGUUUAAAAAUAAAGAUUCUCCUCCAUUCGCAGUCAUUCCCUUAGAGGAAACAAUCAGUUUCUUUAGAUCUCAUCGGGAAAGUUCCAUGUUGGCGAUAGCUAUGGAGGAUUAUUCGCUGAAUAUAAUGGACAUCGACACGAAACGUGUAGUGCGGAAAUUCACUGGUCAUACAGCACAAUUAACCGACGCCACUUUUAGUCCAGACUCACGAUGGCUCAUGACUGCCUCCAUGGAUUGUUCUGUACGAACAUGGGAUAUACCAUCCGGUCAACUGGUGGAUGAAUUUGCUACCGAUGCUGCAUGUAUUUCUUUAGAUAUGUCUCCAACUGGAGAGUGUUUGAUUACAGCCCACGUGGAUUAUUUAGGCAUAUUUCUUUGGACUAACAAGACCCUUUACACAAAAAUUACAUUAAAAAGUAUCACACCUAGUGAUAAUCCUCCGUUAAUAUUGCUUCCGGAAUGCGGACGGGAUUAUAAUGAAGAAGACAAGGAUGUAAUUGAAGAAGAUGUAGUUGAAUUUGUUUCCCCCGAGCAAAUAAGCAAGGAAUUAAUUACGUUAUCUGGUCUUUCCACAUCUAGAUGGCAAAAUCUCCUCAACCUGGAUGUAAUCAAGCAAAGAAACAAACCUAAAGAACCUCCUAAAGCACCCAAAGCAGCCCCAUUCUUUCUUCCAACUGUAGCGUCUUUGACUGGUAUUCAGUUUGAUGUUAGACCAGAAACGGAAGAACAGACGAAAUUUACAACACCACUUAAUUUUGUCAAUCUAACAGACUUUGGAAAAUUAUUAGAAACAUCGAGAACGACUGACAACUUUAAUGCAGUUAUAGAAAAACUUAAAAACUAUGGCCCUUCGAUGAUAGAUUUUGAAAUAAAAUCUCUUUCGCCUGACAAUGGCGGUACCUUGGAAGUGAUGUUACAGUUUUUGAAGUGUUUGGAGUAUAUGCUUAAAUCUAAUAAAGAUUUCGAACUAGCCGUAGCUUAUUUGAGCGUAUUUUUGAAGAGUCAUGCACUUGUUAUUGCUCAGACUAAGUUGCUAAGAGAGUAUCUACCCAAUGUAAUAAGCUGUCAUCAAGCAACGUGGGAAAGGCUUCAAGAUAAAUUGUUAUAUUGUACGUGCGUGGUGCAAAACUUAAAGACUAUGUAAUUGUUUAUAUAAAUAAAUAUAUUUUACAUU
Molecule: messenger RNA, 2844 nt
Organism: Diabrotica balteata
Lineage: Eukaryota; Metazoa; Arthropoda; Insecta; Coleoptera; Chrysomelidae
Source: the annotation of a GenBank genome assembly